GUUUUGAAUCGUCUUCGAGAAUAUCUAAACGAAGAGAACUCGAAUGAAGGGAGAUUCCACAGUGUUUGGCAGAAUGCUACAUAUGCCGCUGACCAGGCUGGGUCUUCAUCUUCACUGGCAAAUAGCUCUGGACUAGCCGAAUGUCAUAGCUUGUCAACCUCUGUGCCAGGGAUCAUUCCUACUGGGUCAGCUAGUUCAACCGCCUCGGCGGCGUCGUCCCCUUUGGCCGGCAAAGAAAUUAUCGAGGUAGAAGGCUGCGGCCAGUUUCACCGUAUCUGGUCAGCUGUGCAAUUCGUUUUCAGCACUCCUUUUGGUCAGAAUGAGUACACUGUUGAGGAGAUGUUUGGCGAAGGCCUCAACUGGGCCGGUUGUACACUAAUUCUUCUGUUAGGCCAGCAGCGACGGUUUGAGGCGCUCGAUAUUGGUGGACAACUGCUGCGUGCACAGAGGGCUGACAAAAAGGAUUCCACUUCCGAAGGAGUGGUGCGUUGCGUAUGA
Messenger RNA from Protopolystoma xenopodis, 498 nucleotides. The record is from the annotation of a GenBank genome assembly. Lineage: Eukaryota; Metazoa; Platyhelminthes; Monogenea; Polystomatidea; Polystomatidae.